GUCGAAAUAUAUUUAACCAGACAACGUUGAGCCGAUUGUAACAUAUUUACAAAAAGUAAGGUAGUCGGCUAUAUCGUCGAAUAAUUACAAAUAUUUCACAUUUUUCCCGUUUUAUGUAUUUCAGGUCUUCCCUGGAUAAAGCAGUAAUAGCUAGUAAGUUGCUAAGAUGUCUUUAGCCGAUGAACUUUUAGCGGACUUGGAGGAAGCAGGAGAUGAGGGUGAAGAUGACCUGUAUCCCGGGGAUGGUGGGGGAGAAAGUGAAGGGGAAGCAGGUGAAAGAGAGGGAGGAGGGGGAUUGGAAGACAUACCGGAGGAGAUGGAGGUUGACUACAGUGGGACAGAAAGCGUCACUUCAAUUGCAAAACUCCGUCACAGCAAACCAUUUUCAGAGAUUAUGGACAAAAUUUCUCUAUAUGUUGGAAACCAACGCAAGAACACUGAAGUUUCAGGUCCAGUUGAGGCAGACCCAGAGUACCGACUGAUUGUAGCUGCCAAUAAUUUGACUGUGGAAAUUGACAAUGAACUGAAUAUCAUCCACAAAUUUGUCCGUGACAAAUAUUCAAAGAGAUUCCCAGAGCUAGAGUCCUUGGUACCAAACUCUUUGGAUUAUAUCCGAACGGUCAAGGAAUUGGGGAAUAAUCUGGACAAGUGUAAAAACAAUGAGACGCUCCAGCAGAUCUUGACCAACGCCACAAUCAUGGUCGUCAGUGUGACUGCAUCAACUACACAGGGGACGUUGCUGGGUGAGGAUGAGCUCCAACGACUGGAAGAGGCUUGUGACAUGGCCCUUGAGCUGAACCAAUCAAAACACAGGAUAUAUGAGUAUGUGGAGUCCAGGAUGUCCUUCAUCGCUCCUAACCUGUCCAUUAUUGUUGGGGCCUCCACGGCUGCCAAGAUCAUGGGUAUCGCUGGGGGCCUGACCAACCUGUCGAAGAUGCCUGCCUGUAACCUGAUGCUGCUAGGAGCUCAGCGCAAAUCCCUGUCUGGCUUCAGCAGCACCUCUCUGCUGCCCCACACUGGCUACAUCUACCACUGCGACGUGGUGCAGUCCCUGCCCCCUGACCUGCGGCGGAAGGCUGCCAGACUGGUGUCGGCCAAGUGCGCCCUGGUUGCCAGAGUGGACAGCUUCCACGAGAGCGCCGACGGCAAGGUUGGCUACGACAUGAAGGAGGAGAUCGAGCGCAAGUUUGACAAAUGGCAGGAGCCCCCACCUGUGAAACAGGUGAAGCCCCUCCCUGCCCCCUUGGAUGGGCAGAGGAAGAAACGAGGGGGAAGGAGGUAUCGCAAAAUGAAGGAACGGCUGGGGCUCACAGAGAUCAGGAAGCAUGCAAACAGAAUGACGUUUGCAGAGAUUGAGGAUGACGCAUACCAGGAGGAUCUGGGCUUCAGUUUGGGCCAGCUUGGUAAAUCGGGCAGUGGCCGUGUCAGACAGGCCCAGGUCAAUGAUGCGACCAAGGCCAGGAUCUCAAAGUCACUGCAGAGGACACUGCAGAAGCAGAGUAUGGUGUACGGCGGGAAGUCGACAGUCAGGGACCGCUCCUCUGGAACCAGCUCCAGUGUGGCGUUCACUCCUCUGCAGGGUUUGGAGAUUGUGAACCCGCAAGCUGCAGAGAAGAAGGUGACAGAGGCCAAUCAGAAAUAUUUCUCCAACAUGGCCGAGUUCCUCAAGGUGAAGCGUGAGGGGGAGGGGAAGCAGUGAAGCAGCUAUGGAGAAGUGGGACGGAGAGCCCCCACCAGUCCGAGAACGGGGACAAAGAUGGACGCACCCAGAACCUGGGGGGGAACAUGUCUGAGAUUGUCUGAAAUUGUCCUAUAUUUGUACAAUUUGUUUCAAUCUAAUCUCAAAUUAGAAAGCAAUUUGAUUGUACAUGUCUCAGCAAUAUGUUGUUUUCUUGCAUCACUGUUUAAUUUUAAAUUUAUUUUUAAUAAAUUCGGAGAGGUUUGCCUUUUGUUAGAAUUUAA
This is a messenger RNA of Conger conger (European conger), 1962 nucleotides long. RefSeq names its product PRP31 pre-mRNA processing factor 31 homolog (yeast) (gene prpf31). The transcript is spliced from 14 exons. NCBI's taxonomy places the organism in Eukaryota, Metazoa, Chordata, Actinopteri, Anguilliformes, Congridae. The record is from RefSeq and is a predicted model, not a curated record. Gene Ontology annotation, cellular component: U4 snRNP; precatalytic spliceosome; U4/U6 x U5 tri-snRNP complex. The coding region runs from base 167 to 1699 and encodes 510 amino acids. Gene Ontology annotation, biological process: mRNA splicing, via spliceosome; spliceosomal tri-snRNP complex assembly.